Antrostomus carolinensis (chuck-will's-widow) is the source of this 695-nucleotide messenger RNA. It is a transcript of the gene RNF114, whose product is annotated as ring finger protein 114. NCBI's taxonomy places the organism in Eukaryota, Metazoa, Chordata, Aves, Caprimulgiformes, Caprimulgidae. Gene Ontology annotation, biological process: protein polyubiquitination; ubiquitin-dependent protein catabolic process. Gene Ontology annotation, molecular function: ubiquitin protein ligase activity. The coding region runs from base 112 to 543 and encodes 143 amino acids. The record is from RefSeq and is a predicted model, not a curated record. The transcript has 5 exons.
UGCACUCCGUGCCUGCAGGAAUGUCUGAAGCCAAAAAAGCCAGUUUGUGGUGUCUGCCGCAGUACCCUGUCACCUGGGAGCAGAGCUGUGGACUUGGAGAAGCAAAUUGAAAUGACAGAAACCACUUGCAAUGGCUGCAAUAAAAAAAUGUAUCUCUCAAAGAUGCGAAGCCAUGCAGCUUCUUGUUCCAAGUACCAGAAUUAUAUCAUGGAAGGUGUGAAAGCUGUAACUAAAGAACCACUUCACAACACCAGGAACUUCCCAAAUCGCUUUACCUUUCCUUGUCCGUAUUGCAGCGAGAAAAACUUUGAUCAAGAAGGACUAGUUGAACACUGCAAAACAUUGCACAGCAUGGAUGCAAAACAAGUGGUUUGCCCAAUUUGUGCCUCAAUGCCAUGGGGAGAUCCAAAUUACAGGAGUGCUAACUUCAUGGAGCACCUUCAAAGACGACACCGCUUUUCGUAUGAUACUUUUGUGGAUUAUGAUGCUGAUGAAGAUGACACGAUGGCACAGGUUUUGAUGCGUUCUUUGCGGGAUAAAUGAACCAACCAGAAGAUUAACUGUCAAACCAAGCUUCCAUGAGGGGGGAAUACCCAGCAUCCUCACACUUCUCCCUUUACAUCCCAAGAUUAACUCAGGCAUCCGGAAAUACAGAAGACUUUUUAAUCCCUAUCUUGGUUUCAAAUCCUGGUUUG